CCACUCUUCUUCAGUCAGUACUCGCACGCCGCCGUUAUAGUUUGUUUUGUGUUACGAGCUCGUCUCACGAAUUUCUUUUCGUCGCCGCAUUUACGUGUUUUUUCCGCGCGCGUUUAAUACCGCACGAUACACCGGCGUAUUGAUAUAAUUUUUUCCGUGUGUGCGAUUUUUUCAUUUUUAUAUACACAUAUUGCGGUAAAAUUCGUUUUUCUUUGGUUUUAAAAUUCCUAUCGUUAUUAUAAAUUUUUUUAAAUCGUCUUUUCCGAAUAAGCGCGGGCGAUAGUCGUGUCAGUAUAGUAUAUAAUAUACCUACUGGGAAGUGAAAAUUAUUACCUCGUUUUCGGCAUAGGCGUCCGUGCAGGAUAAUGUUCGAACCGGUGUCGGCGGUCGGACCCCGCGCGAAUUUCCAGCAGAUCACUUAACGCGAAAGCGGCGACUGCGUUUAGGGAAACACACACUACAGGACACCCCGCGAAUUUGCAGGCUCCUCCGACUCAGACCGCGAUCCAGUUGUCGCAGACGGUACCGGACGGCAACACCACUACAACCACCAUCACCACCACUACCACCACCACCACCUCCCACACACUGCAAUACAUGGCGGCCGAACGGCAGCAGACCUCGACGGUCCGACAGGCGUCCGCGGUCGGCCGGUGGGUCGUGGCCGCGGUGCUUUGUCUGGCGGUCGCGGCGUACGCGUGGCACGCGCACUCGGUCUUGGAGCGUCGCGUGGACACGCUGGAGGCCGCCGUAGCGAAGAUGCAGCAGCAGCUGUCGGUAGGACACUCGUUGUUGGGCUCCAUAAAUAGUAUCGAUCUGCCGCCCAGGAACAAGCGGGACGCGACGUCCGGACAGUGCCUAUGCCCUCCCGGGCCUCCCGGCAAACGGGGCAAGCGAGGGAAAAAAGGCGACACCGGCGAUCCAGGGCCAGCGGGCCCGGCAGGUCCGCCUGGGAAAAAUGGUUUUCCGGGCCCGAAAGGAAUGAGAGGGACCAGAGGCUCGAUGGGGCCCAUAGGACUGGACGGACCGAAAGGCGACGUCGGUCAUCCGGGUGACAAAGGACAGAAAGGCGAUUCCAGCGCACCAAACUUCGACAUAUAUGCCGCGGUUAAGGGAACCAGCAGUAAACGAUCUGUAACAACGCUGAGAGGAGGUACUCUCGGAUACGCAGAAAUCGUAGCCGUUAAGGGUGAACCGGGAGAGCCAGGACCGCCAGGACCAACUGGGGCACGAGGACCCGAAGGAGCAAUGGGGGUGGAAGGUAAACAAGGACCACCCGGCGCUCCAGGAUUGGUUGGACCAAAGGGCGACCGAGGAGAACAAGGGCUGCAGGGCACACCUGGUUUACCCGGACCAAUCGGUGAAAAGGGUCUUAGAGGCGACAAGGGUGAUCGAGGAUUGACGACGACGUUAAAAGGCGAUCAAUUCCCAACAGGCAUCAUUGAGGGUCCACCAGGACCACCGGGACCACCUGGAUUACCAGGUCACAACGGCACGGACGGUAUCUCGGAACCAGGUUUACCGGGACCCCAAGGACCUCCCGGUCUGCCAGGCACGUCAGGUCCUAAAGGUGAAAAAGGAGAUUAUGGAGACAUUGGACCUCCUGGUUUGAUGGGACCUCCUGGCUUACCAGGUCCCCCUGGAUAUCCAGGCCAAAAGGGUGACAAAGGUGACAAAGGCGAGUCGAAAUACAACAACAAAAAGAUCAGAAGACGACAAUUCCAAGGCGACGGCGCUUUUGAAACGAUUAAUGAACCUCAAUUAGUGGGACCACCCGGACCACCUGGCCCGGCUGGAUUGCAAGGUCCUCCUGGUAUUAAAGGUGAACGAGGCAAAGACGGCGACAAAGGCGAAAUAGGUGAAAAAGGAUCCAAAGGCGAUCCCGGCCCGAUGGGUUUACCCGGCCCGAUGGGACCCAGAGGAGAUUCAGUCCAGGGAAAGACCGGCCCGACGGGUCCUCCAGGACUGGACGGGAUGAAGGGUGGUCAAGGGGAGCCUGGUACCAAAGGGGAACGCGGAGAUCCUGGCCUGCCUGGUACGGAUGGCAUUCCUGGUGGUGAGGGUCCCAAAGGAGACAAAGGUUACAAAGGCGAACCAGGUCCGGUCGGUAAAAAAGGCCGGAAAGGCGACAGAGGUGACAAGGGCGAUCAGGGAGUGCCAGGACUAGACGCACCGUGCCCUAUCGGACUAGACGGGUUGCCUCUGCCCGGAUGUGGUUGGAGGCCGCAAAAGGAACCGACAACCACGACGAAGUCGUACCGAUCACAGACCACCGCAGAACCACCGGCCGACGAUUACGACGAAAACGGUGGAGGAGGUGGUGGUGACGAGGAAACUGGUGGCGAUUAUGGUGACGAGUACACCGAUGAGACGAACAAUUAUGACCCAACCGUGAAAUAAUAACACAGCUUGCGUUUGUUAUGUCAGAGAAGUUCAACGUCGACGACAACAAACUGUUUUAAACCAAAGUUCGGUGUACAUAUUUUUAUAAUAUUAUUGAUCACCAUCGACUUACGACGAGAUCUUUGUGCACCGCAGUUAUUACGUCAUUAUGUUAAUUAUAUAUUAUAAACUAAGUAAAUGUAAAUACAUUUUAUAUAAAAAAAUGCUUAUGUUCAGGUCAGCGCAGCUGUUGUUAUAGGAACCAUAAUUUAUACAAACGAAUGGAUUUAUUGUCUUUUUUUGUCAUGUUUAUAAUACAAUAAUUAUAUCCUGUCUUUAUACUAUAAAUCCAAUACCCUUCGUUUGAUGUCCCUCCCCAUUCAAAAUAAACUCAGUUCCUCAUUAGGUAACUAUUAAUACCGAUGACCAUUCAUCAACAUCUGUUUGUUAUUAAUCUGUGCAUAUUAUAUUUAGGGAUUUUACAUUAUGUUAAAACAAUAAUAGUUUUGAGUAACAUAAUACCUAUUGUAUUCUUGUUUUUGUAUUCAUAAUUUGCUGUUUAAAAAUUUACUUAUAAAAAUAAUAUAAUAAACCGUAAAACUUAUGUUAUAUAUUUUGUUACUGAAUUAUAAUUUUAGUUUUCAACCCUCAAUAUUUGUUUGAGUAUUUUGGUUGUUAACCCAAAUUAUUUAUUCAUUACACAAAUGUGUACCUAAUAACAUUUAAACUAAGACAUAACUACAUAAGUAACUGAAAUGUGAAAUAUAAUUUAUUUAUUUUUUUAAAUUAAUUUGUAAUUAUGCAUGCAUUUAAAAAUAGAAAAUCAAGUUAAAUUAGUAAAAUCAUAAUUGUGUUCAUUACAUUAGAUUAAGACAAAUGGGUAUGUUUCAAUUGUUAUUGAAAAGUGUGGUAUACUAUAUUAUAUAUUAAGACAAAAUGUAAUUAUACCUUAUUUAUACAAGAUAAACACUGUAAUAUUGCUAAUAAAUUAUACAUUUAUACUAAUAAAAUAAUUUAAUAAUA
Messenger RNA from Rhopalosiphum padi (bird cherry-oat aphid), 3405 nucleotides. RefSeq names its product collagen alpha chain CG42342. The transcript is spliced from 27 exons. The record is from RefSeq and is a predicted model, not a curated record. NCBI's taxonomy places the organism in Eukaryota, Metazoa, Arthropoda, Insecta, Hemiptera, Aphididae. Bases 598 to 2400 code for a protein of 600 amino acids.